Purpureocillium lilacinum is the source of this 876-nucleotide messenger RNA. RefSeq lists its product as uncharacterized. Gene Ontology annotation, molecular function: catalytic activity. The record is from RefSeq and is a predicted model, not a curated record. NCBI's taxonomy places the organism in Eukaryota, Fungi, Ascomycota, Sordariomycetes, Hypocreales, Ophiocordycipitaceae.
AUGGCAUCAGCAACCGUCAACGACGCGGCCAAGGCCCUCAAGGCCCUGCACGUCCCCUCAUCGCCCGUCGUCUUCACCAACGUCUGGGACGUCGCCUCGCUCAACACCGUCCUGUCGCUCAACGCCAACGCCAGCGACACCAACAACGACAAGCCCGUCAAGGCCGUCGCCACCGCGUCGUGGGCCAUCGCCGCCACCGAGGGCCUCGCCGACGAGGACCUCACCUGGGAGGCCAACCUCGCGGCCAUCACGCGCGUCGCGCCGCUCGUCCGCGCCGCCGGCCUGCCGCUGAGCUCCGACCUGCAGGACGGCUACGGCGCGCGCAUCAACGAGGUCGUCGCCGCGGCGGUGCGCGCCGGCGUCUCGGGCGCCAACAUCGAAGACAGCAUCCCCGCGGCGGGUUUCGGCAAGGGCAUCGCCGGGUCGCUGUACCCGCUCGACGAGCAGGUCCGGCGGCUGCGCGGCGCGCUCAAGGCGGCCGCCGACGCGGGGUGCCCGGACUUUGUGCUCAACGCGCGGUGCGACGUGUUCUGCCUGGACGACGACAAGGCGACGUUGGAUGACGAGACGAGGCUGCGCGAGGCGGUGGCCCGGGGCAAGGCGUUCCUCGAGGCGGGUGCCACGACGGUGUUUUACUGGGGCGGUGGUAGGGGCGGGCUGAGCCGCGAGAGCGUGCAGACGCUGGUGAGGGAGCUGGACGGGCGGGUUGCGGUGUUGCUGUCGGCGUAUAAGGGCGGGCCGACAGUCAAGGAGCUGGCUGAGCUGGGCGUCGCGAGGAUCAGCAUUGGGCCGACGCUGUUCAGGGUGGCCAUGGCGGCGGUGGCGAGGGCGGCAAAGGGGAUCCUCGUGGAUGCGGGAGGCAUGCCGGCUGUCUGA